ACCUCACACGCUUUCUUCGCGUCAGUUUCCUGAAAGCUCCUGAGUUAGCCGUCCAUCGCUGCAGUCUGCGGUUCUGUUUCUCUGUAAGGCCUAAGUUUCCAUUAUGAAAAAGGCCAGAUUCUCCAUCUUUUCUCUUCUCCCGCUCUGGAUGAGUUUUGGCAGCGUUGCUGCUUUUGAUGAGUCCAAAAUCUGCUACAUCUUGGAUGCCAUUCUGUUCAUCUAUGGAGUCGUUCUAACUGUCCUUUACUGCAGAAUGAAGUUACUGAAUGAAAAUAAAAAGAGCUCCUCUCACACAAAGAAAGAUGGAGCUGAAGGUGUUUAUGAAGGUCUUGCACCACGUACUGAAGACACCUACGAGACCAUCCAAAUGAACAAGACCAAAGCAUAAGGAAAUCAGACUUAACCCGUGUGAGAUGUGAUGCUGUAUAAUUUUUCUUAGCAUGUACUUAUAUAUUAAUGUUGUAUAGAUUCAUAUAACAAUCAUUCUCUAUCAAAGAGUGCUUUGUAAUGAUUUAUAUGUAAUAUAUGUAAUGGCCUAAUGCUUUGCUUCAGGUUCUUUUUGUGGAAGGUAGUUGUAGUUUGAUACUAGAUACUUACCUGUGUAAAUAGAAGAGAGCAGGACUGGUUGGCACAUGAAUUGGUUGGUACUAUGAGACACUAGGGAGAAAAAUGUAGCAUAAAAACGAUUACCCAUUUGACCAACAUUUACUCAUGUUGUCAAGAGUUCAGAAUAUUACUAUUUGUUCAGGUGGGGAUGACGUUUUUGAUUUUUCCGUGUUAAAAAUUGUUUUAAAGAGAGAAAUUGAAAAUUUUAAAUAUUAAUUUUAGUUAGUAUGUUUAGUUAGUGUGUUAGUAGAUGCCUGUUGUCCUUUACUUUAUGGGUGAAGUUCAUGUUAACUGGACCAAAAGAAAUGGUCUAAAAUUCCUCUGAAAAAAGUCUGGUUCCAUUGACUUACAUUAAAAGUAAAGUGUGUUUUUCCUUCUCCUGUAAAGUUCUCAUUUUGAAGAUACGAGGUUUUGUUCCAACAGUGGCGAUAUAUUACUUUAUUUUAUUUGCAGCACAUAUACUGCACUGCUUUUAUUACAUUUACAAAAAAAUAACAUAACUUUGAACAAAGCAAUUUACGUAUUAAAUUUUUUUUUAUUAAAAACUUUUUUUUUAUUAAAAACAUUUUUCCUAUUUGAAAAAAAUAUUUUGCUUUUCUUUUGUUUGAACUUAAAUUCAAUUUAGACAACACAUAUAAUGUCUACAAUAAACUGAUAUAUUUUAACACAGGCUAAUGGCUUACCUGGAAAUGAAAAAGAUUUAUCAGUUGGUAAAGUGGCCCAUUUUUUCCCUUUUUAAAGUUCUUCAAGUUAUUCUUCAAUACAAAUCAAUGAAAAAAUAUGUUUAUGUUUUAUUGAUUCGAAGAGAUUAUUUGGCUGCCGUUCAAUGUUUAUAUAUUUUUGUGGUUUGGAGUUUUGGUUCUCUGAUUAUUUCUUUUUGUUCCUUCAUUCUUUGAAAGUAUAGCCUUUUAAACCCUUAAAGUCCCAGGCUUAUUAGAUACAAAGACUUAUUAUUCAGUAAUGACAGGGACUUCAGUGCAAACUGGUUGAGCUAUUCUUAGAUUAUAGAAGUGUGUAAAAAAACUUCGGGCCCGCUGGAAGGCAGAUGGCCUAUUAGGGGUUAUUGUUGUGCUACCCAUCUCCAUAACACGUGCCAUGUUGAGGCUGGUUGGCAUGAGUGCACAACACAAAUUCACUAAUUCCAGGAAAUAUGUUUUCAUUUUUUAAAUGUCUAUUAUUUAGCUAAGAUAUUAAGCUUUCAUCUGCUGCUAGUUGGGUUAUCCUAAUGUACGGCAUUCCUGGGAUAUACAUCAGAGAUUGAAGACCAAUCAAGCCUGCUCUCCCCUAAUUACCAAGCAAAGAGCUAUUGGGCCAUCAUUUUAAAUACAUGAUAAGCUUUAUCCUUAAGUAAGUAAAGUUACACUGAUCUGUUUAAUAUUUCUCACUAUUGCUUCUUCUGUCCUGAUUAUAUUCUGUGUAUAUGUAACUUUCAAGACGUGUAUCAUGACCUUGUAUAGUUCUUUCUUUAAAUUAACUAUUCACUUUGUUGUAUUAAAUGUCUUAACCACAAAA
Messenger RNA from Colossoma macropomum (tambaqui), 2118 nucleotides. It is a transcript of the gene fcer1g, whose product is annotated as Fc fragment of IgE, high affinity I, receptor for; gamma polypeptide. Lineage: Eukaryota; Metazoa; Chordata; Actinopteri; Characiformes; Serrasalmidae. Gene Ontology annotation, molecular function: IgE receptor activity. Gene Ontology annotation, biological process: cell surface receptor signaling pathway. The transcript has 5 exons. Gene Ontology annotation, cellular component: Fc-epsilon receptor I complex. The record is from RefSeq and is a predicted model, not a curated record. The coding region runs from base 104 to 388 and encodes 94 amino acids.